AUGAUUUCAAAGUACAAUAUAUUACUUGUAUCAAUUGUUCUUGUGGCAAUUUUGUGUUGUUGGGCAACAACACGUGUCGAUGAACAGUUGAUUGACGAAAAGAGAAAUAUUUCAAUGACGACAGAUGACAAAGAUGAUCAUGUUAGAAGAAAUGGAAAAUAUUUUAAUUAUCUUCGUCUUCCAGAUGUUCAAUGUCAUAAUUGUUCCACAUACAAAUGUACCAAUCAUAAGUCAAAUAUGGGUGGUUCAGAAUGGUUUAUUAUGUUAUUUCCUGAUGCUCUUGCUCAUUGUGAUUCUGAUCCAGAUUGUGGUAGAUAUAAGGCGCAGGCAAUUUAAAUUUCAACCAAAAUUUUUUUCGCGUUUUUUUACGUCAUUUGAUAGAGCUUAAGCUGCUGAUCACGAAAAUCUAAUUUUUAGUCUUAUCAAAUGCUUCCUUCCGGUCGAAAAAUACGAAAUACUCGAAAGAUAUCGAUUUUCGAGAAAAACACAUCAUUUCUUGAAAUGUGUAAAAUUUUCUACUUUAUUCUUUUCCUUUGCUUCUGAAAAUAAUUUUUUCAGAUUCAGCAUCAAAAACUGAAUAGGAAAAACUUCUUAAAUCAACUCUGGACUAAAACCUCUAUCGGUGGUGGCGCUUCAAAUUGGGUGGAAUGCACCACCUAUAGGUCGAUUUUGUAAACCUAUCUAGUUUUUCUCCGUAAGUGUUGUAACCAAAUAUUUUAUCUCAUUCGACUCAUCGUACCACCAGGCAAAAAGUUACGUAUCCCUUUUUUUUCUUUCCUUUUCUACGUUGAGAUAAGUCGUAUUUAUGGAUAUGAUAGGAUAAGAGGGAAGGUCAUUCUUACAUAAAAUGGCUAUUUUUUAGCCAAACCAAGUCAAAAUCGAUUCGAAUAGGUAAAAAUCGAUGGCAAAUCGAAUGAAGAUACUUUCUAGAUCUUUAGAGGAUUCCAAAAGAGUCUCUAGAAAUCCUCACCUGGAAAUAACAUGUUUUUGUGAUAUUAUUGGAUAUUUUAUGAUCUUUAAUGAAUAGAUUAAUCACUCUUUAUGCUUGGUUAUAUAAUAUGUUGGGAGACAUGCAGAAUAAAAGUAUUGAAAUGGAAAACAUAUGUCUAUUAAUCUUCGCUUAUGUUUUUAUUUGAUAUCGUAUGAUGUGAUUGAACUGAUGUUUUGCCAAGUUGACUGAUGAACAGUUCUAAUACAUCAGCAUAUAUUUGGCCUUCAGAAUAUACUUUGAUUGAACGCCAAGAACGCUGAAAUAAUUUUAAUGCGAUAUUUCGUUCAACAAAAUGUAUACGAGAAUCCGCUAUUAAUUUGAUCAUUUUUUCAAAACUUUGAUCUGUGUACGAACGAACAAUUGCUUUUUGAUUGCGCCAAAGAUCUUCCAUUGCGUUUAGUUCACAAUGAUAUUUAGGGCAGUAUAUAAUCUUAACAUUAUAUUUGCUCGCUAGCAUAUCAAGCUUUGUAACCUACACAAUAGAGUAAAUUAUAUAGGAUGAAAUAUAUUUCAAAAUAUGGAAUGCCUAGGUGGAAAAAUCUUACAAAGAUCGCAUAAGAUCCUACAAGAUCUUACCGACAAUUGGACGUCGCAAUAUUCAUACUGUAUGAUCUUACAGAAUCGUAUAAAUAUCUUACUGUAAGAUUUGAUAUGUUUCUUACUGUAAGAUGCUAUUACAAAUCUUAUAUGAUUCUUGCUGUAAGAUUCCUGCAAAAUCUGACGAUCAGAAUCUUAUAAGAUAUUGUAUGAUCUUGUAAGAUCAUAAUUUAGAUUUUUCUUGUGCAAGUAUAUUUUUUUAUAGCCAUACAGUUUAUGAGUUUAAAUAAUUAUUUAAGAAUUGAAUGUGUUCUAAUUAAAACUCACGUCUUUUUGAAUUAAAAAUACAUCUUUGAGUGGUGCUUUUCUCUCUGAAAAUCAAAUCACUAAUCGUACUCAUUCGAUUUAAACAAACUUAUUGUUGGUUAAGGGAGAUAUCUCACUAAUUGGUUUAGUUAUUUACGCUCAUAGAAAAAAGGCGUUCUCCAUAUUUUUGUCUAGAUAUACAAUUAAGUAUUAUCUUUUUUUAUUUUUUGAUGAAAUUGUUCAAAAUUAUCUCACUAUAACUCUUCAACAUAGAGUACCACUGACAUGAUAAUGGUCACAAUCGAUCAUAUAAAGAGGCGGGAAACCGUC
Rotaria sordida is the source of this 2164-nucleotide messenger RNA. Lineage: Eukaryota; Metazoa; Rotifera; Eurotatoria; Philodinida; Philodinidae. The record is from the annotation of a GenBank genome assembly.